AUGUCAAUGAGUUCAUCCGAGGACGUCAGGGCAAGAGUAGAGGAUGUCAGUGCGGAGUUGUGCAAAGUCGAGAGGUCCCUUUCAAAGGGAGAAGAGUAUCUGUUUCUCAAGGGUAAGCUGUUGGAGGAGUACAGGGAUUUGGUUCAAGACAAACUGAUCAUUUUGAAGGCAUGGGAGGACAGGAACUGGAGUGUCUGUCGCGAUGCUCCUGUCAUUACUCGAAGUCUUGUCGAGGGGCCUGCCACCAGUGGUGACAUCGAGGGGCCUACCGCCAGUGGUGAGGUCGAGAGGCCAACCACCAGUGGUGAGGUCGAGGGGCCAACCACCAGUGGUGAGGUCGAGGGGCCAACCACCAGUGGUGAGGUCGAGGGGCCAACCACCAGUGGUGAGGUCGAGGGGCCUACCACCGAUAGCGAAGUUGGGAAGGCUACCACCCCUGGUGGAGCUGAUGCUGUUAUUGCUGAGGAGUCCGUUAAUGAUGAACUGAUCAAGGAUGAUGUAGUGACGGAUGGUCUGCCUGUCACCACACCGGUCAGCGAACCCGAUGAGGCGGCAUCUGCAGAGGUCGAAGGAAAAGAUGGAGUGAUCCCUGGUGCAAUAUCCCUCACCGUUGAGACGGUUGAGGGCUCCGCUGCCCAAUCACUCCGUGCACAUCUAGAGUCCCUAAAGUGCCCCGGAGACAUUCGAACCAUUCGGAAGGCGUUGGUGGCACUGGUCCCCUUGGUUCGCCAGCAGGGCGCUGUAUUCACCUCCAUGGGAGGUAUACAGGUCUUGAAAGCUCUCACUGAGGAAGACUUGGCAAUCGAUCUAGUUGGUCGGGUUUUCUGUUCUCUGUGUGACGAUGACCGAGUAUCUCCUGCCGUUGUAGCGAGUAUUGUGGACCUCGGUUUGCUCAAAGCCGUCCUCCUUGCACUGGUCCGUGAAGGAGUCGCCAGACUAUUGUCGGUGGACCCUCGAAGACUGACGUUAGAGAUUAUUAAUAUCAUAUCGGACAUGGACAGUCAUCAGGAGAUGCUCGAAGUCCCUCUUAGUCUAAUAGUAGACUGCGUUCGAGAGGAGGUCAUCACUGAGGAUAUAGUGAUGGAGAGUAUAUCAUCCUCUUUCGGGAUCAACAGGAGGAGGCCGCACGCGUGCGUUAAUUUGUGUUUUGCAGUGCGUCGACUGGGAGAGUCAGGCCUCACAUUCAACGGUAUUGACUCUCAAGAUUUAGUGGUUAGCAUUGUCAAGUCUCUACAACACGCUCAGAGUGCGCCACGUAUACUGGCUGAAGGGACACUUGCGCUUGAAGUGCUGGGCAAGAUCGACACUGAUUUGCUCGAGAUGGUCCAGGGCGUGUGCCGGUCAGCACUGUCCGAUCCUGGCGUACAGAAGGCUGGCCUUUGGUCCAUUGCUCGUAUGUCUCCCAAACUAUGCCACCAUGGGUCUGUGGACCUACGGCUGGCAAGAGUCACUGUGGAUCUCUGUAUCAAGGCCAUGGGGCGUUACUCUCAUGACCGAGAUGUGGUAUUAGUAGCGAUGGGAUGUCUGCUGGAGGAAAUGCGGUGCUUUGGCGACGAUGAGGAGGCAUGGGAAGCCAUAGUCCAGUAUGGAUUCAGAGCUGGUAUUGUUAUUCUGUUGGAGGAGAUCAUUGUCGAGCAUGGCCCAGAAAACCCUAGACUAGCCAUCAUGGCAGGAGAGAUCAUACGGACGGUCAGACGCCGAAUACCAUGCGACAAAUCUCCGUUACCGUUUACUUCAUCUCCACCCAUGGGUCGGCCCUUUGGGGAUGUACCAAGUGAAGAAGUACCCACCAUAGAGCAGGGCGAGCCACUUCCCAUAGGCCGUGGUAUCCUCAAGCCACAUAGUAUGGACGCUUCGCCAUUGGAGGGUAGGCUGUUCUGAAUAUUCAUCAUUUGUUUCGGUAGAGUUCUGGUGGUGCUCAUAAGGUAGAACACGGUCGGUAUCAUUCAAGACGCCAUCUCCAAGCGACACUCGGAUCUAUCAUGUAACGCCCCAGAGUGCAUCUACUGAUUCUCCGGCACCUUCGGCUUCCCUCGAUUUUGACAAGGACGAAUUAGCAGACGAUGAUGUCGUCAAUGGGAGCCUUGCUGGUUCUGAUCGUGAAGACACA
Molecule: messenger RNA, 2110 nt
Organism: Perkinsus marinus ATCC 50983
Lineage: Eukaryota; Perkinsozoa; Perkinsida; Perkinsidae
Exons: 16
Coding region: 1-1881 (626 amino acids)
Source: RefSeq, a predicted model, not a curated record